Messenger RNA from Trypanosoma brucei brucei TREU927, 1458 nucleotides. RefSeq lists its product as hypothetical. The record is from RefSeq and is a predicted model, not a curated record. The transcript has a single exon. The coding region runs from base 1 to 1458 and encodes 485 amino acids. Lineage: Eukaryota; Euglenozoa; Kinetoplastea; Trypanosomatida; Trypanosomatidae.
AUGAUAGCUGCAACUCAGGUGCCAGGCUUGAAUGAAAUAUCUCGACAGGCGGCCUCAGGUAGUCCAUUUCCACAGGUACUACCGCCAAGGUACCCUGCCAACAAAGUCAGCACGGCGGGGCUGCAGUCAAGCAACCACGGCGCCGCACAACUCGUGCACGACGUGAACAAUGUGGCUGCUGAGAUUCAUCAUCCGCUUAUAACUGCUGCUGACUACAGCGACCGUAGACAACUUCUGUCACACAUAACGGUGUUGAGUGGUCAACUGCAGCGGGCGCAGCUACUGCUUCGCAACACGCCAAGCUGCGUCGUGUCUGACGCUGAUAUCGCACGUUUCGAUCCCCUUAUUGCGCAAGCUGAGGUGGAACGUCUUGACAGCGCACUUGCGCAACUGAGCCUCCUUCACGAAAUGGAACGUGCCCGUAGUGGCUCCUUAGAGGCAGAGCAACAACAACUUCGCGAGGAGCGCAAUCAGCUUGUAGCACGAGUGGACACUUUGGAGUCCCGUUCAGUGGCGCUAGAGACGGAAAACGUGCAGCUUCGCAGUGCUUUGGAAGUGGCCCAGCAGGAAUUACAGGUACUGCGCGUGGGGGAGUCCGCCCUCGGAAACAAACUACAUGCAAUUGAACAGCUUCAGCGUGACGGAGGGCGCUUUGACGGUGUUAAUGUUGUCAUAGCACCACCACGCGCAGUCUGUAGUACAGCGGCAAAGGAACUGCAACUGCAGGAAAACAUACAGCGGCUGUCGCUGCUGUUGGACAUGAUGAUGGAUCCCAUGUACAUUGCAUUUGACGCCGGGGUAGUGUGGAUAACAGAAACGGAGCACCAUCGCGCUGGUGGGCAAGUUUGUGGGGCGGCUCUCAGCAAUGCACCUCAUGACAGCGAAGAACUGACGACGACGGUUGGUGGAAACAGCCCUCUUGGUAAUGCGAGCGACGCGACACUACCGCAAGAUGUCGUCGCUAAUCCCCCUCAUGUUGUUGCAAGUGAGGUGGAUAUAUCUCUACUUCAGCAACAACAGCAGGAAUUGUGCCGUCAGUUGGACGCAGUAAGGGAGAGCUGCCGUGUUGCCGAACGAAAUCAAGAGCGGUUACAGGAUCUCUUGUUGGAGGAACAGCGGCGUACAGAAGCAAUGGCCCAGGAACACUGCAAGCAGUUGCAGUGUGUGCACGACAGGGUGGUCCAUGAGCGCCGCCAGGUGGUGGAGAGCCUCGUGGCAGAGGUGGAGGAAAAGAUGCGGAAUGCCUUCCGUGAUGGCCGCUUAUAUCAGAAGCAGUUGGACGAGAGGUUGAUUCACAGGCGUUCGUCAAGUACAUUCCAGUCACGGAGUGGGCAUUCGUCAGCGCGAAGCACCCCUUUUGCGUCACGGCACAAGGCGUUUGGUGGCAAUGGGACGUGUAAAGGAGAUGGGGACGCGAACAGCAGUCGUAGUGCUCGUUCGCCGAUACUCGGUGGAUGA